Molecule: messenger RNA, 733 nt
Organism: Phytophthora sojae
Lineage: Eukaryota; Oomycota; Peronosporomycetes; Peronosporales; Peronosporaceae
Exons: 4
Coding region: 5-733 (242 amino acids)
Source: RefSeq, a predicted model, not a curated record
ACACAUGAAGGUGGAGCUGCAGACGGACUCACCUCAAGAGUGUCGGGCGUUGCCGGCGCGUAGCAUUGGCAGCUACCACGACGGUGAGUCGUCUUGUCGACUGUUCUACGUCGAUCCUGAGGGUACAGCCUCUGAGAAGCAAGCGGAGGGUGUCGAAGCCAGCAACCAAGACGAGGACAAUAUUGUCCGCGAGCUAGCGCUUGGCGCCAUGAUCCGAUUCCGGAAACGACUGAGCAACUCAAGAUUGACGCGGAACUCUGAAGGAGCUUUGUCCGAGACUCGCAUCACCGGAGAGUUUUCGAUCAUGUCGACUGGAGUGCUUCCUUGCACUGCGCACGAACUCACCCACGUACUGUCGCCGGAUAACACGGACCGCUGGAACGCCAGUAUGGUCGAGCUGUUUGGACACGACUACAGCUACGGCGUGAAGCUUCGCGACCACGCGGUCCAGCGCCUGCAGAAGCUUGGCUCGUUGAUAACCAAAGCCGGCGACCUCGCCCUGCGCCGACGCCUUGGCACGCAGCAACUCGUGGAUCCCCCUCGCCCUGACUCGGAGCGGGGAGAGCAGCCUGGACGUGAAAGCCUGCGCAAGUUGCGAGGAUCCACUCACCAGCCUUUUGAGAAGAAAGCGGUUCUGUCGAGUCUGUGGCAGACUCGUGUGCGGCUCAUGCAGCGUAUGCGACGCGAGGCGUUUGCGCUCGAUAGCUACGUCGACUGCCAAGAUUUAUCGUAA